This is a messenger RNA of Glarea lozoyensis ATCC 20868, 864 nucleotides long. RefSeq lists its product as uncharacterized. The transcript has 4 exons. Gene Ontology annotation, biological process: mycotoxin biosynthetic process. The record is from RefSeq and is a predicted model, not a curated record. NCBI's taxonomy places the organism in Eukaryota, Fungi, Ascomycota, Leotiomycetes, Helotiales, Helotiaceae. Bases 1 to 864 code for a protein of 287 amino acids.
AUGCCAUCAACAACUCCCCAGAAAUACACAACUCUCGAGUCCAACAACAAAUCGCCCUUCGACAUUGAAGAACAAGAUGGUGCAGAUGAUUCAGAUACGACAUUGGCAUCUUCAUCUUUUCUAAAAUCCUCAAAAUCACGCUCUCCAUCACCAAAAUCAAGACGAACGCAACAUUGCAAGGACUGUUCCCGAAGAAGAGGCCUUUUCACUUGGAUCAGAUGGGUUGUGGUAGUCUUUUUACAAAGCGUCAUGAUACUGCUUCUCUUACAGAGUAACGGAUAUUUGGACAGUGCAAAGUGGGAUGAGAGCAUGACAGAAACCGGUGGCGAUAUUAACGGACUUUACAUUCCCACGAAACACAAAUGGACACUACUCACUCCAAAUGGGGAUAAAUUUGUGCCAAAUAUGACUACCGAUGAAAACAGGAUGGAAAUCCGACAUAACUGGGAUAUGUUGAUGCCUCUUGGAAGCGGAAGCGUCGAAAUCAACAACUACAAAGACUACCCCAAACUCGGAAAACCCAUCGUCGACGACCCAAUCCGCAACGGCUCUCUCUUCGAAGCAUCCUGGACGCACGCCCUUCACUGCUUAUACUACACAGUAGACUCCUACCACCAACUCACCGUCUCCAACGGCACCAAAUUCGGCUUCGACGGUGAGCGUAAUGAUUACCACGCCGCUCAUUGCUUUGAGUAUCUGCGCAAUCAGAUCUUGUGUAUGUCUGAUAUGACGCUGGAGGGGAGUGAGAGCGUGUUGGAUGCUACGGGGGAGGGACAGGCGCAUAUGUGUCGGGAUCGGGGGGAGGCUGUGAGUUGGAUUGAGGAGAGGAGGGUUGAUGAUAUUCAGAGUAUUGUUGGGCCGUGA